Molecule: messenger RNA, 1077 nt
Organism: Cylicostephanus goldi
Lineage: Eukaryota; Metazoa; Nematoda; Chromadorea; Rhabditida; Strongylidae
Source: the annotation of a GenBank genome assembly
AUGUCAUUUGCCAGUGGUGCCAAAAGAUUCUCAUGCUACGGACACUCACGCUAUUUGCCCAAUGAAGAUUCUCAUAUUAAAUUGCUCAUGGUACUCACUUAUGUUGAUCGCUGCUCGUAUUUUGUUUUUGUAUUUCGUUGUGUUGUCUUGUUGUUCAUAAGGGUUCUGCCUUUCCCCGGACUAAAGACCAAGCAGGAUGGUAUACCGCUCCUUGUUAAACAUUGUACGCCAGUGAUUCUUUCUAAACUUCUUCGCUUUCAACUCACAAGGUUUCAUCGAAGAACCCGUAAUCGAGAGUGCGGCAAAGAGGCAGAACAUCAAUGUUCAAGCUGGAUACUACAUCCAGCAUCCAUCCAGCUUGUCCAUUAUAUACGCAACGUUCAGGCUUGGAAAUUUUGUGGCAGCUCCUAUCAUGGUUAUUCUAUUGCCAAAAUGAGGAAUCUGCAUGAAUCAGUGAGAUUUGUCUUUACAUAUCCAGUGGAUUCUCGGAUUUCGAGCAGCCAUACUGUGGAAAGCGGGCUGCUAUGCGCGCUUGCCGAAGAAAGCCUUUUGGCUGGUGGUGUAUUCCUCUUCGUUGUUUUUCACUCUUCUGAAACAACGGACAACAUUUCCAACUCGACUGUACGUAUUGUUUGUGGAGUAUUCACUAUACUAGCAUGUCUUUCUAGCUUGUCACUGACAUUUGCACUGCUGAGACCUGCUCAAGUGACGAUGGUCCGAGAAGGAAAACCACAAAACGGUCGACUUCUUGAUUCGACAUUUCCACUGAUAGUUACGAAACAAAUGUUUCUUUUGCCCACUGUGUCUGCUUACACUGAUAUCGAGCAGGCAUUCUGUACAGGAAUCUAUCCAACCUGUAUCUCCUUCACUCAGAAAUUGGGCUCGAACACGAAUUCAUUACUUGCGUUGAACUCGAUUUCCGCCGGUGUGGGACAAUUACAGCCGGUUUAUCAUUUGAUAUCCUCAGUUGCUAUAUUAUCAAUUCAGCGACUUGCGUGGCACUCACAACCCGAAGUGGCACGAAGACGCGAAGCCCAAUUUCAUCGAAGCAAAGACGAUCAACUUUGGAAGAUGGGA